Messenger RNA from Aspergillus aculeatus ATCC 16872, 2316 nucleotides. Its product is annotated as BOD1/SHG1 domain-containing protein. The record is from RefSeq and is a predicted model, not a curated record. NCBI's taxonomy places the organism in Eukaryota, Fungi, Ascomycota, Eurotiomycetes, Eurotiales, Aspergillaceae. The transcript is spliced from 4 exons. Bases 1 to 2316 code for a protein of 771 amino acids.
AUGGCCGGUCCAUUGGAGGAGACGGCAGAUGUGUUGGCCCCAGCUGCUGGUGAUGAUGCCACCGCCGCUGCCGUUGCCGCCGCGGGCGUAAAGCGACCCCUGGACAUUGACAGCCUCCAGCGCAAGAAGUUCAAAACCGAUGAAUUGCCCUUGACCGCUGCGCAACACGCCGCGAUCGAGCAUCUUUUACAUGCAUUCAAGAAGAGAGGUGGCUUCGACAAUGUGCGCAAGAAGAUAUGGGCGGAGUUUGAGGAAGGGGAAGGCAAAGCGGAAUUUACGAACCUCCUCGCCGAACUUGCGGAAGCGGAGAUCGAUCGCGAACCUGGACUGUUGUCGCGGGAGCGCGGAAAGGCCGCGACUCUUAUCGAGGGCGCCGUCGAUCGGAGCGACGUCUACAAGACGGUAGAGAAGUCGCUGGAUGCGCUUGCUUCGAAUCAUCUACAGACAAUUCUGGAUUCCGUGCGGGAGAUCCGCCGCGAUGAAGUCGGCGUGGAGGCCGCUGCCGAGGAAGAGAAGGCAGGUAACAAGACUGACGAGGACUAUGCGAAAUACAUACAGCUUAAGCGCGAUGAGCGCGAGAGAGCUUACCAGGAAGCAUUGCGGAAGGAGAAGGAAGCUGAGGAGGAGGAAGCGCGCAAGAAGGCGGAAGAGGACCGCAAGCGACGCGAGCUCGAACGCCAGAAGGAGGAAGAGGAACGGGCCAGACGCAGGGAGCGCGAGGAGCAACGCCGGGAAGAGCAGCGCAAGCUGGACGAGCAACGAGAGAAGGAGCGCCAGGAACGAUACGAACGCCGCCGUCGGGAAGAGCGCGAGAGAUUCCGCGAUUGGCGGGAUCGCAGUCGAACCAGAGACCGGGACUCAGACCGCGACCGAGACCGAGAUCGUUUUCGCUUGCGUGAUCGCUCCCCCGGCUACCGCUCCGAACGAGGCCAUUCUCCCCGCCAUCGCGAGACUCGGAAAGAGAAAUCGCCGACACCCAAAGAACCCACACCGGCCCCUGUGCCGCCUCCAGCCCCUGUUGACGAGAAGUCUCUGGAAGAGGCUGCGCUACAAAUGCUGUUGAAGGAGGGAGAGGAGCUCGCUGCGAAAGCCCGACAGAAGCCCGAGUUCGAUUUCGAGGAAGCCGAAGCGAUUGAAAACGGACUCAAACCACCACCAAAGGGUCCCAAAGCACCCGAGUCAAGAUACUCAAAUACGCCCACGCGCGCGGGCAGUAUCCCUACCGAAGGGGAAGCGGCGAAGCGGCGCGGCUCAGUGGAUGACCGCGUACGGCCACGACGACGUGAUGAGAGCCGCAGCCGCUCGAGAAAGAGGGGAAUUCCGCCCCGGGUCGAAGAUGACCGCCGGAACCCGUCGCAGGAUGUGUCGAGUAUGUCUCGCGGGCGCGACUCCGAUGACCGAGCGCCUCCUCGAGACUAUCGUGAAAAUCGGUACGGUGACCGUAGCUACCGGCCCAGUCGUCGCAGCCGAAGCCGCUCGACCGUUCGAACCUUAGAUCGUGAUCGUGAUCGUGAUCGAGAUCGAGAUCGAGAUCAGGUUGCAGAGCGCCCGCGAUACCGCGAGAAAAGCUCAGAGAGAGAUCGGGAUCGCGAAAGGAAUCGUGAUCACGAGUAUCGUCGAGAUCGCAGUCGAGAAAGGGAGCGGGAUCGCAGAGACAGGGAUCGCGACAGGGACCGUGACAGGGACCGUGAGAGAGAAAGAGACCGGGAUCGAGCUCGUGAUCGCGACGAUUACCGCCGACGACACAGCUACUAUUCUCGAUCCCGCUCUCGUCCACGGUAUCGAUCUCGAUCCCGCUCACGGUCUUUACACAGAAAUCGGGAUCGCGAUCGGGAUCGAGAGCGUGAUCGAGAGCGCGAUAGGGAUCGCGAACGAGACCGUGACCGCGACCGGGACAAGGACAGGGAUACCAGAGAAAAGAGGGACGCCAGGGAUACGAGAGACGCCAGAGACACAAGAGACGCCCGGGACCUGUCCGUCUCCUCCCGCCGACGCUCGCGCUCCCGCGCCCGCCGCUCGCGCAGCCGUCGCCGCUCCCCCAGCACCCUCGACAUCGACCGCUAUGUGCCCCCGACCAGCAACCGCAGCCGGUCCCCACGGCGCCGCGUGAGAUCCCCCGAACGGUCGACCGAGAAGGAGCGUGAGCGCGACGACCGUCCGCGCUUCGUGGAGAUCGAUCGCUAUGUCCCGGGGGGUGGCGAUCGGGAGACGGACGACCGGCGGCCAUUGCAGCCUCCGCUGGCCCCUCCUCCUGCUUCUGCUUCUCUUCCUCCCCCGCAGGGUCCCAGGCGGCAGAGUUCCGGCCGCAAUCGGUGA